UUUCCAUUUCGACUAAUCUUUUAUUGCCUCAUUUUUUCACCGAGAAAAAUCGUAUCUACAGCAAUGGGAAAUCCAAAGGUAUUCUUCGACAUGACGAUUGGCGGCCAACCAGCUGGCCGGAUCGUAAUGGAGCUCUUCGCCGAUUGCACUCCACGCACGGCGGAGAACUUCCGUGCCCUUUGCACCGGGGAGAAAGGUGUCGGACGCAGCGGGAAACCUCUCCACUACAAAGGCUCAACCUUCCACCGCGUGAUCCCCAACUUCAUGUGCCAGGGAGGCGAUUUCACCGCCGGAAAUGGCACCGGAGGUGAAUCGAUAUACGGAGCCAAGUUCGAGGACGAGAACUUCAUCAAGAAACACACCGGACCGGGGAUUCUCUCGAUGGCGAACGCCGGACCGGGAACCAACGGGUCGCAGUUCUUCAUUUGCACGACUAAGACUGAGUGGCUCGAUGGGAAGCACGUGGUGUUUGGACAAGUUGUUGAAGGAAUGGAUGUGGUUCGAGACAUUGAGAAAGUUGGGUCUAGUGGUGGAAGAACUUCUAAGCCAGUUGUUAUUGCCGAUUGCGGACAACUCUAAAAUUAAAAAGACAGCCACAGUGGUGCAUGUCUGAAGUUUUAAGCUUCAUUUUAUGCUGCUUUGUUUUGUUUUAAAUGGUUAGUGGUUUUGGUGGUUCUUUAAGAACUAACCAUGGAAUAAGAUAGGCUUUUUCAUUAGUUUCCGUCAUUAAUGAACUGAAAUUUCAGUUUAAAGCAAUUUAUGGAUUUGGAUUAUUAUAAUUACAUGAUUUUGGAUAUUUAUUAUAUUU
Molecule: messenger RNA, 808 nt
Organism: Gossypium raimondii (Peruvian cotton)
Lineage: Eukaryota; Viridiplantae; Streptophyta; Magnoliopsida; Malvales; Malvaceae
Product: peptidyl-prolyl cis-trans isomerase 1
Exons: 1
Coding region: 64-579 (171 amino acids)
Biological process (GO): protein peptidyl-prolyl isomerization; protein folding
Cellular component (GO): cytosol; plasma membrane
Molecular function (GO): peptidyl-prolyl cis-trans isomerase activity
Source: RefSeq, a predicted model, not a curated record